AUGGAGAUGAAACAUAAGAAGCACACCUAUUCUAAAAGAGAUAAAAUAAACGAAAUAGAGAAGAAAUGUGAAGAAAGUUUGAAUGAAAUACUUAGGUCGGCAAAUGAAGUUAGCGAAAUUUCUAAAAAAGCAGAACUAGAAUUGGAGCACCAAACGGAGCAAAUAAAACACAUAAAUAAAGAAACAGAUAACAUUCAAGAAAGACUAAAACAAAGUCAAUAUCAUUUAGAAGGAAUAAAACAUUGGUGGAAAAAUAUAAAUUCGUUCCUAGGAUUUCAAACCACUGACAACAAUGAAAAUAUCAAAAUAGAUAAUCCAAUAAAUAAUGAAAUCGAAAAAAAAAAAAAUAAUUAUGAGAAAACUCUUAACCGAGCAUAUGCAGAUCGAUUGGAUGAAAAAAACAUAACACAAAGAAAAGGGUCAUUCGAUGAUAAAUAUGAACGUGAUUUAACUACAUUGUCUUCUAUGUUGGAUGAACUUCACACUAGGGCAUUAGUUAUGGGGAAUACAAUAAAUGAGCAAAAUAUAAUGCUAAAUAGCGUAAAUGAAAAAAUGGAAAAUAACAUCGAGAAAAUUCGGGAUCAGCAAAAAUUGAUGAAAGAAAUAAUGAAAAGAUAA
Plasmodium berghei ANKA is the source of this 618-nucleotide messenger RNA. RefSeq names its product SNARE protein, putative. The record is from RefSeq and is a predicted model, not a curated record. The coding region runs from base 1 to 618 and encodes 205 amino acids. Gene Ontology annotation, cellular component: plasma membrane. NCBI's taxonomy places the organism in Eukaryota, Apicomplexa, Aconoidasida, Haemosporida, Plasmodiidae. The transcript is spliced from 6 exons.